Messenger RNA from Periconia digitata, 1618 nucleotides. The record is from the annotation of a GenBank genome assembly. NCBI's taxonomy places the organism in Eukaryota, Fungi, Ascomycota, Dothideomycetes, Pleosporales, Periconiaceae.
CAUGGCUACCGCAGAGUCAGCACCAGCGCAGUACAAGCAGCCUAGUCGAAAGGGCAAAAAGGCCUGGCGAAAGAAUGUCGAUGUCACGCAAAUCCAAUCCGGACUGGAAGAAGCGCGCGAUCAAAUAAUUGACGGCGGUAUCAUCGCAGAGAAAACCUCAGACGAGCUCUUCGCGGUCGACACCACUGGCUCCACUGAAAUCCAAGCAAAGUACAGCAAGCGCCACAAACCGCUCAAAGUCGACGAGAUUCUUAACAAACGCUCUGCCGUUCCUGCCGUAUCCUCCCGCAAACGCCUCUCCGAUUUUGCCGACGAAAAGAAACGCAAGAAAACCAGAGUCACGAAUAAGGAUUACGAUCGUUUAAGAGCGAUAGCGUACGGCGGAGACCAAGUGCAGAAAGAUGUUGUGGAAACAGGCGUUACGGCUGAUUAUGACCCAUGGGCGGUGCAAGAGACGAAGAAGGACCCCAAGUUCAGUUUCCUGGAAGACAAGAAGCCCACGCGGGAACCCAGCACCCUCAAGCAAGAACCUAUUUCCCUGAUCAAGAGCGGCAAAGCGAUCCCCGCCGUCCGCAAACCAGAAGCAGGAAAAUCGUACAACCCCAACUUCAACGAUUGGCAAGCCAUCAUCGCCCGCGAAAGCGACAAAGCCGUCGAAGCGGAAAAGAAGCGGUUACAAGAAGCGCAAGAGGAGGCAGAGCGUAUGGAGCGCGCACUCGUCGAGUCAGACUCAGACUCAGACGCCAAUGAAAGCGCAUGGGAGAGCGAAUGGGAAGGCUUCAGCGACGGCGAGGACGCCGAGUCCAAGAAACUCAAGACGAAACGACCAGAACGUAAAACUCCGGCACAGCGCAACAAGAUCAAGCGCAGAAAGGAAGCAGAAGGACUCGCCAAGCACAACGCGCAAAUGAAGGCUAAGGAACAGCAACUCCAGCGCAUCAAGGAACUCGCAAAGUCCGUAGAAGAAAAAGAAGAAGCGCGUGCCGAUAUCAAACGUCAACUCGCUCUGCUGCCAAAUGAUCCUACUACCGCCGACGACGAUGACGACGCGGGCGAUGAAGAGCUUCGUAAACGUCGUUUGGGAAAACAUUUUGUCCCCGAAGCCCCUCUCGAAGUCGUGCUCCCCGACGAACUACAAGACUCCCUCCGCCGCCUCAAACCCGAAGGCAACCUGCUCAAAGACCGCAUGCGCAGCAUGAUGAUCCGUGGAAAAGUCGAGGCUCGCAAGCAACACCCGUACGCUAAGAAGCGUAAGGUUACGCUUACUGAGAAGUGGUCUUACAAGGAUUGGAAGCUGGAUUAGUGGUGCUUUGGAGAGUGGGAAGAUAGGAACUGAGACGUGGUUGGUGGUCAGUCGUUUGAGAGUGACAAUAAAAUAUGAUGUGAUUAUGAUGGAUUUCUCCGUGUCUUGCUGCUUUGAAUGCCGAAUGUGUGAUGAUUCCACGUUCUGAGAUGAUGUAAUGAUGUUUAGUGUUGUUGGACUCAGUGAGCACAUAUGUAAUUGAGUAAGUGCUCGAUAGUGAACAUGUACAAGUCAGUCCUAUAUACUGGUCCACCAACAUCGAAGUCACAAUCGACGAGCGAAGGAAUUCAGGUACAGUGAACAGCCAUCCUCCAC